Molecule: messenger RNA, 684 nt
Organism: Chlorocebus sabaeus (green monkey)
Lineage: Eukaryota; Metazoa; Chordata; Mammalia; Primates; Cercopithecidae
Source: RefSeq, a predicted model, not a curated record
CUCAAGGAAAGAGAGAGAGUGCCAAGCUGUUGCUGUUCACCCUCUGGUCCAGAUCUUUUCUUCAAAAGAAACCUGAGUGGUCUCACAGGGGUUUGGACUAAGAUUCAUACCUGCUUCACCAGUGAUUUUCAAAGGAGGCAAAUCCUAUUUGAAGCUAAAGUCACGUAAACAGAUUUGGAAUGAGGAAACAAAUUAUAGCAGCCUGCAAGUUGUAGAAUGAAGAAAUGCAAAUGUAAAGUACUGAACUCUGUUAUGGACAGAUUUACCAAAGAGAAUUACUCUGUACAACAUUAAUAAUGUAGUUCAGAAGGAAGCCCAUAUUCCAGGCUUCCUCGGUGGUGCUGUUUUACUGAGGUUGUGUGGAGUCAACAAGUCAUGGAUAAAGAACUCCCCAAAGGCAGCCCCAGAGAGACCGCACUGAACAUCAAGAAAUCAGACAAAUCCUUCAAACGCAAGAAGCCCACCAAAAAUGUGCUGGUCUUUUUAAUCAACAGACAACUGGGCAGGCACAGAAGUGACAUCGACCUGUCAAGGUGGCUAUGGAUGCUGUCAUAAAGCAACUCCAGGGUAGACAUGGCCUUGGACAAAAAGUCAUGUGGCUUAUGUGCUGAGGCCUGCCCAGAAUUUUGAGAAAUUAAAUAUAAUUAUAACAAUAAACUCUCCUCCCAUGUUUGAGCCAUUAAA